Amphimedon queenslandica is the source of this 1458-nucleotide messenger RNA. RefSeq names its product lysosomal acid phosphatase-like. Bases 56 to 1357 code for a protein of 433 amino acids. Gene Ontology annotation, molecular function: phosphatase activity. Lineage: Eukaryota; Metazoa; Porifera; Demospongiae; Haplosclerida; Niphatidae. The transcript is spliced from 13 exons. The record is from RefSeq and is a predicted model, not a curated record. Gene Ontology annotation, biological process: dephosphorylation.
CAGCAGCAGUGAAGGUGUGGCUGAUUAGUGAUUACUGAUCACGCCUUCUUUUUAAAUGAGAACGAUCAUGAAUGUCCUGUGGUUGCUGAUUCUUUUUCUGCUACAUGUAUCUGCUGUCUUGUCAGAAGAAGAGCUACAAUUUGUAUCUGUGGUUAUACGUCAUGGAGCUCGCUCACCGGUCGAAUCCUAUCCGGCGGACAGGUAUCAAGAAGAUUUUUGGCCUCAAGGGUUCGGACAGCUUUCGAUUAAAGGCAUGAGGGAAGAGUAUCAUUUAGGUACAGUGUUCAAGUCGAGGUACUUGGAUACAGGAUUCAUGGACUCUGGAUACAAUAGAUCACAAAUAUAUGUACGCAGCACUGAUUAUGAUCGAACGCUUAUGAGUGCACAGUGUGUUCUUGCAGGAAUGUAUCCACCAGGGGAAAAUCAAAUGUUUGAUCCUGAUCUGGAAUGGCAACCUAUACCAGUUCAUACUACUCCACAAAAAUAUGACAGUCUAUUGAAUGUGGCAAGUUGUCCCGUCUAUGACAAAUUGAUGGAUAAAGACAACAAUACUUAUAAACAAAUACAAGAUGCCAAUCAGGAACUCUUUGAUAAUCUUACAGAAUGGACUGGAGAGGACAUAAAUGUUAUUACAGUUGGGCUUCUGAAGGAUGCUCUUUUUGUUGAGUAUCAUGAUAACAAUUUGACAAUGCCCGAGUGGUUUUCACCACAGCUACUAACAAAACUUGAGUCAAUUGAUGACUCACUGUUGAGGCUGAUGUUCAGCACAAAAUGCAAGAGAAAGCUAACAGGAGGAGUAUGGACGAAUCGAGUGUUGAAGGAUAUGCAGAAUAAAGCCACUGGAGUCAUGCCAGACAUGAAAAUGGUGCUCUAUUCAGCACAUGAUACCACAGUAGCUACUAUGUUAAGUGUCUUUGAUAUGUUUGAUGGUAAACAGCCUCCAUAUUCUGCUGCCUUUGCUGUUGAGCUUUAUUCCAGUGGAAGCAGUAAAAAUGACUUUUUUGUGAGGUUUUAUUAUCACAACGAAACAGAUAGUAAUGAUUUUGUUGAAUUAACUCAUCCAAACUGCAGCAAAGAUUGUCCAUUGGAAAAACUGAAACAAAUCAUGGCCCCUUACCGUCUAACUGAAAAAGAAUGGUCUUCAUCUUGCAGUACAACUACAGCUCCAACUUCUUCUCCAACUUUAGCUCCUUCAAAUGAUAUUGAAAUGUGGUUGGUUAUAGCUCUCUGUAUCACCUCUGGCAUACUAAUUCUCCUCAUACUUAUAUUGCUUGCUUUUAUGACAAAGGUAUGUUGCUGCGGAAGAAAGAAAAGAAUGUAUGUUGCACUUAACAAUCAAGACACUGAAGCUACAUAAAAUAAAUAAUUUAUUAUUAUUGUAAAUAUUAUUUUCAGGUUGAUUAAAAUUGUUAUCCUUUUUCCUUGAUGUUAUUGUCAUUGCUCAGUUUCCCCUUAUAA